Messenger RNA from Anneissia japonica, 724 nucleotides. RefSeq lists its product as uncharacterized. The record is from RefSeq and is a predicted model, not a curated record. Bases 125 to 694 code for a protein of 189 amino acids. The transcript has 5 exons. NCBI's taxonomy places the organism in Eukaryota, Metazoa, Echinodermata, Crinoidea, Comatulida, Comatulidae.
ACUCAGACUCAGUGCCUACCGUUUUUUGUUGACAGUGUUGAUACGUACUUGACAGGUCGUAGUUGUUAUUAUGACAAUCAUCGCUAUUAAACAUGUAACAAACACCUAAACACCUAUUACUAGGAUGAGGGAACAGACGGAAGAGAACAAAGCUAUCAAGCGGUUUACAUACACUGGGCCUUCUUCCAAAAACCAUCGUGAAGAUAGCGAAACUGCCAGUGCUUCAGGGUAUGAUAUCAGCAGACCUUAUGUUACUAAGAAAUCAGGAAAAUCAGUUUUUGACUUCAAAGAGACAUGGAAUUCCAAAUCGUCACCGUCUUCAGCAUUUUUUGACAUGGCGUUACCAACGAGCCCACGUAUGUCUACCACAGGGUAUUACUCACGCUAUUCCAGUUACAAAGGAGGCAAAAAGGACAGUGACCUUCCAAGAAACAAGUCACCUUCCAGUAGCCACGAGCUUUCAAGUAGUACAGGUGUAUCAUGGAACCAGUCGUCACGCACUGGCUACUCGUACUCUCAGCAUGACUCACCAACCACUUCAGCCACUAUAGGCAGUAAAGCCUCAAGCCGGGCUUACACUCAAGGUGCAGUCGGAAAGGCUAGUAUGCAAGAUAUGGGUAGAACUGCUGGAAGUUACUCAGGUCAAGCAAAAAACAUUAAAGAAAGUGCAAGCAGUAGCUGGAACAACCUUUGAUAAACAAAUGUGUUUUAAAAAUUAAGUAAA